AUGACCUCUCCAGUCCUCCACUUUGUAAUCGUGGGCCAAAACGACCACCCCAUCUUCGAGGCAGACCUCAGCAGCAAGGCGGGCGAUGCCAGUCAUAGAGAGGAACGGCCCCAGUACCUCUACCAUUUUGUCCUGCACGCCGCGUUAGACGCCGUGGAGGAACAGGAAUGGGCCUUCCCGUCCAUGCACCUGGGGGUGGUGGAUCGAUUCAACAACUUCCAGGUCUCUGCAUACUCUACAGCAGCGCACAUCCGUUUCAUGCUGCUCCAUGAUGGGCGCAGCGAUGAUGCCAUCAAGAGCUUCUUCAAGGACGUCCAUGAGCUGUACCUCAAGGUCAUGAUGAAUCCGUUCUUUACCUUCAGCAGCAAGAUCACCUCUGCGAGCUUCCACCAGAAGUUGAAGCAGCAGGCACGCCUUUACUUCCGGUGA
Messenger RNA from Auxenochlorella protothecoides, 429 nucleotides. Its product is annotated as Trafficking protein particle complex subunit 2. Lineage: Eukaryota; Viridiplantae; Chlorophyta; Trebouxiophyceae; Chlorellales; Chlorellaceae. The record is from RefSeq and is a predicted model, not a curated record. The coding region runs from base 1 to 429 and encodes 142 amino acids. Gene Ontology annotation, cellular component: cytoplasm; nucleus; TRAPP complex. Gene Ontology annotation, biological process: endoplasmic reticulum to Golgi vesicle-mediated transport. The transcript is spliced from 3 exons.